This is a messenger RNA of Mugil cephalus (flathead mullet), 3108 nucleotides long. It is a transcript of the gene sh2d3a, whose product is annotated as SH2 domain containing 3A. Gene Ontology annotation, molecular function: guanyl-nucleotide exchange factor activity; phosphotyrosine residue binding. The transcript has 19 exons. Gene Ontology annotation, biological process: small GTPase-mediated signal transduction; positive regulation of peptidyl-serine phosphorylation. The coding region runs from base 170 to 2665 and encodes 831 amino acids. NCBI's taxonomy places the organism in Eukaryota, Metazoa, Chordata, Actinopteri, Mugiliformes, Mugilidae. The record is from RefSeq and is a predicted model, not a curated record.
AGAAGGUGAGAAUGCAGACUUGAUGACAGAGGUAACUUGCAGGAAAGCAGCUGCAAAGGUGGAAGGAAACCAGAGUGGAAGAAAAGGGGAAGAAUGAAAUAGGGAUAUUUAAAGGAGAGACAGAGGGAAGGAAAAGCCCAGAGUGCCACCGUGGACCCUGUAAACAAACAUGAAUAAUCGUUCUAUCGCCUGGUGGCUGAGACAGAUCGGCCUGCCCCAGUACAUCAAGACACUAGAGAGCGAAUACUAUGGUCUGGAGGGUUUGCUGAGUGUAACAGAUGGAGAGCUGAAGGACGCAGGGAUAGAGGAUGCAACACACAGAGAAACCAUCCUCAAGCAGCUCUCACGGCAUCGAGAGACGCUGGACCCACACUCUGGUGUGCAGGUCGUGACGCGCAGAGUGAGCCGAAAGUACUCCUUGGGAUCCUCUAUGGAUCUGGAGAAGCCGAAGGAUCUGUUUCGUCAGAGUGUUCUUCCCCGCCUCCAGCGCUCCUGCUCGCAGCUCCGCGCCCUGAACGAGGACAACGUCAUCAGUCAGGACAGCUGUCAGGACAAACGCAGCAAAAGGAGGAGUGUCAGCGCAUACUUCAGCCAGCUGAAGGUGUUUGGUGGUCGGAAAGAGAUGGACUCCCUGAAGAAGGAGCUGGAGGAGGAGCUGAAGCUCAGCACUGACGACCUGAGGAGCCACGCGUGGUACCACGGACCCCUGAGCCGAGAGGCUGCAGAGUCUCUGCUGGAGAGGGACGGGGACUUCCUAGUGCGAGACUCGAGCUCUGCCCCGGGGGACUACGUUCUGAGCUCCUUUUGGAAGAACGGCCCCAUGCACUUCAAAGUCAUACGAGUGGUCCUCCGACCCAAAAAGGGCUACUCCCGAGAGCUGUUCCAGUUUGAGGAGGAUCGAUUCGACAACGUCCCCGCUCUCAUCCGGUUCUACGUGGGCGGGCGGCGGCCCAUCUCCCAGGCUUCAGGCGCCGUGAUCUUUCACCCGAUCACGCGGACCCUUCCCCUGCGCGUCAUCUCCGAGCGUCAAGCGGAGCAAAAAAACAGCGGCAGCGGUAGAGCCCCAAGGGGAGAGAAACAUGACGAGCACAACAAAAGACGCAGCCUCAGUUCGACUCACGCCGACACACUGCAGGUCAUAAAUCCACUGCUGAGGAGUGGAAGUCAGCCGGCUAACCUGGAGAACGUGGGACGGAGGCCUUCUCUUCAGUCUGCACAGUCUGACAGCAACCUACGAACUGGCGCUCCACAGAGCUCCCCAUCAGAGGACGCUGUCCCCGCCCCCAUCUCCCCGGUGUUUCGCACAGGCAGCGAGCCCCUGCUGAGCCCACGCCCAGGACAAACCCGGCCCUGCUAUCCAGGUGGUGGUGUUACCUUGCGAGGCUCGGACGGACAGCUGCACCCGAGAGCCCCCCCCAAACCUCUCCGAGUGUCCACCGUUUUCCCCAACGCCACGGCCACUCCACCCACAGGCCAAGACAAAGACCCCGCCUCUUUUUACGAUGAGCUGGUCAUACAGGUGCCACAGUCCCGGCGGAAGGGCCACGUGGACCGGCUGCGUGCAGAGGAGAAGUGGCAGAGCCGAGCACGUCUCACAGAGACUUCCUUUGGAUUUCUAGAGGCCCAGAAGAAUGAAGCAUCAUCACAGCUGCAGUUUGACAAAGAGCUCCAGGGGAAGGCGGCGCAGGAAGCGGAGGACUGGCAUUUUGAGCGGCCACAUGUGGAGUCGGUGUCGUGUUUCCAGCUGGAUCAGUUUGAGUCGCUGCUCUUGCCGGAGAACAACCGACCUCUGGAGCCCAGUGUCCUGCUGACGCUCAAAGAGAUCUUCAACCGCACGGAUGCAAACUCCACCGCUCUGCACAUGCUCAGUGUGGACUGCCAGGUGGCACGCAUCGUCGGCGUGACUGACGAGCAGAAGAGACUUAUGGGAGUCGACUCCGGGCUGGAGCUCGUCACUUUGCCUCAUGGACACCAGUUACGACAGGAUUUGUUAGAGAGGCAUCAUCUAAUAGCGCUGGGAGUCGCGGUGGACGUCCUGGGCUGCACAGGCACUGUGAGCCAGAGAGCAACUGUACUACACAAAAUAAUCUUAUUGGCCCAGGCCCUGAAAGACCACACUCACAACCUUUACUCCUUCUCAGCCGUGAUGAAGGCUCUGGAGAUGCCUCAGAUAGAGCGACUGGAGAUGACGUGGCGAGCGCUGAGGAGGAACCACACAGAGAGCGCGGUGUUGUUUGAGAAGAAACUCAAACCCUUCAUGAACUCACUGAAUGAGGGAGACGACUCUGUAGUCGAGGGUCCCGUAGCGGUGCCACACCUGGUUCCUCUGCUGAUGGUGAUGGAGGGUGAGGACCCAGUGGACGACAGCGAGCGAGGCUGUCAGCUGCUCUAUGACGUCCUCCAGUCGGCUCGCAGCGCCGCACUGCACGCUAGAGAUUAUCAGAAGCACGCGCACUCUCUGCUCACAGGAGGAGGCUGGGAGACGGUGCCGGAGCUGCUGGAGGCUUUCCGGACGGAGUUCGCCCUGCGGCUGUUCUGGGGUCAGCUGGGGGCGGCGGCGGACAGAAAGGAGCGCUACGAGAAGUUUGACAAGAUUCUGUGCGUCCUCUCAGAUAAACUGGAACCCGUGGAAAUGACCCCAAAGGAGCCCGACCUUUUCCCCUGAGCCUCGGGGACGGUUUCGCUAAGUGGAAGGUGAAAUCAGCGCUUUCUUCUUCACAAGAGGAAAAUAAAAACAUGAAAGAGGAAUAUUUUUUUAUAUGCCGUGCGCUCUGUUGAUGAAAGAAGAGAUCUCAGACGUGAGAUCAAACAGACAGAGAGGGAAAAGAGGGAAAAGGGGUUUUUCCUCGCUGAGAUUUGAGAGACUCUACGCUGAGCUUGUGAAAUAAGAGAAUUUUUACUGAAAUGUGAAUAGGCUACUGUGGUUCAUUUUCCUUUUUUACAGAUCAACCAAACCACUCAUCGUAUGUUUGACAUAACAAAGGACCAAAAUGGACAUUAUUAAGACUUUUCAGGUGCUAUAAUAAGGGACCAUGCUGGAGACUGAUUUUCACCUCAGUGUUUCUGGAAAAAAACUAAUAAAUUGCGUUUUUAUGUUAAAAAAAAAAA